AUGAACUUCACUGAGGCGACCGCCGAGUCAGCUCCAGUUCCGGUGAACCUCAACGAUCCCGAGGUGCAGUCUCUCUACUACGAAGGUGACAUGAUGAUCCAGGAGACGGAGGAGAAGAAGGUGGCGAUGUACACUGCCAAACGGUGGCCCCACGGACGCAUUCCCUACAUCAUGGAGAACAAGUUUGCGCCGGAGGAGCGCGCCGCCAUCGCGCGUGGCAUUAUGAUUCUCCAGGAGCGCACCUGCAUUCGCUUUGUGCCGAAGAAGGUGCACGACGAGGACUACGUGCUGAUGCGCCGCGGACCGGGCUGUGCGGCGCACGUCGGUCGCAUCGGCGGUCAGCAGUGGGUCAUCCUUGGCGACGGCUGCUACGGCAUUGAGACGGUCACGCAUGAGUUGAUGCACUCGGUUGGCUUUAUCCACGAGCAGUCGCGUCCUGACCGAGACGAACACGUGGAAAUUGUCUGGGACAAUAUCAAGUCAUCUGCAAAGCGGAACUUUAAGAAGCACGGAAACGACUACCUGGCAGAUCACGGCUUCCCCUACGACCUCCUCUCUGUGAUGCACUACCGCCAGUAUGCCUUCUCGAAGAAUCGCAAACCGACUAUUCUGCCGAAGCGGCCGGUGCCGUACCUGCGUUGUCGCGGCAUUGACUGUCCAUCGGAGCUUGACAUUAAGAAAAUCAACUUUCUCUACAAAUGUCACAAGAAGGAGGACGAUUUUGACGCCUACGACAAAGACUUUGACAAUGAGGUGACGGUGGAUGAAAUCAUGAUCGGCGGCAAGGGAGGACAUGGUGACGGCUUGGAUGAGCACUUUAAUCCUGACAUGGAGGCUGACAAUGAGCCCU
This is a messenger RNA of Rhagoletis zephyria (snowberry fruit fly), 850 nucleotides long. Lineage: Eukaryota; Metazoa; Arthropoda; Insecta; Diptera; Tephritidae. The record is from RefSeq and is a predicted model, not a curated record.